Messenger RNA from Plectropomus leopardus (leopard coralgrouper), 4723 nucleotides. It is a transcript of the gene emilin2a, whose product is annotated as elastin microfibril interfacer 2a. Gene Ontology annotation, molecular function: protein binding. The record is from RefSeq and is a predicted model, not a curated record. Lineage: Eukaryota; Metazoa; Chordata; Actinopteri; Perciformes; Serranidae.
AUGACCUGCAAACUGCACCACAAGGACAGGAGCGACCUGCCUCAUGAAGGCUCCAUCUGUGGGCCCCAUGGGCCAGCUGCUGGCCUCUCUCACGAUCCUUCAGCCCAAGCUGCUCAGGCACGAUGCCCCAGCCAUAAUCCUUCCCCUGCCGGCUUAGCCAGCCAGCUCUCUUCUGAGCUUCUACCUCUCGAAAGACUCAAAAGAUUCACCGCCAACACCCUGGUGCAGAACAACCCCCAAAGGUCCUGUGUCCAUGCCUCAACUGGUCAGAGCAAUGUCCAAUCCAGUGCAGCGUGGCUCAUUGUCCUGCAGGGGGGCCACUUCCAUGAGUGCCGUUCCCGGUGUCGGCCCUGGACGUCAUUCCUAGGGAGUUGCAGUGAAUGUGGACUUCCCCAAACUUGGAGUUUGAUCAGUCACUGGGGCAAUGAGACUGUGGUGUUUGGGAACGUCGCGCAUGAUAAUAAAACAGUAAACGUCUUUUUUUCUGUGUUAGGAAUAUUUAUUUUAAGGCGUUUGUUCAGUAUGAGUUACAGGAGGAGAGAGAUGGACUGGCGGUGGACAGUUUUCACACUGUUUUUGAACUUUCAGUUCACUUACGGGUCUCCCUCCUCAUAUGACUUGUUCCAUGGGUCUGCAUACACUGGAGUGGUACAGAGGCACAGAAACAGGAACUGGUGUGCCUAUGUGGUUCGCAGGAACGUGAGCUGCGCCGUGCAGGGGAGUGUGGAGAGCUUCCAGGAGCCCGUAGUGGCCCCCUGCCCAGCCUACCAGCCCGACUGCCAGCAACAAGUGACAUACCAAAAUCGGUUUCGACCCACGUACAAGAUUGCCUUCAAGACGAUCACGGAGUUGGAGUGGAGAUGCUGUCCGGGUUACCAAGGUCUCGACUGUAAAGAUUUAAAACCACCCCCAGACCGGCAAACAGUUCAGGGAACACAGCCUUACCUCCCACCAAAUCCUGGAUAUACACCCAGACACACACAGAGGCCAGAGCGGCGAGAGACAGGACACCAUGAGACUAGGCAUGGUGGAACAGACAAAGUGCAUCUUCUCGAAGGUGAAGUUCAGCGCUUGUCUCGGACAGUCCAGGAUCUUCAGACCGCUCUGACAGGGUUAACGGCCAACCUCCGCACAGACUUGCAGGAAGACACAAAGAAGAUUUUGGUGACGCUUCUCAACAACAUGCGUCCGCCGGACGGUGCUAUGGAUACCAAUGCAGAAGAGAUUCCGGCAGUACUGGAUGGUCAUCAAGCAACCAGAGGUGGAAUCACUGGAGACAAGGCUUUAGAGAAAAUAGUGACCCGGUUAGAUGAUAUCAACAAUGAGCUGAAAAUCAAGGAAGAAGCUUUGGAAGACUUAAGAGGAACCAUGUCAAGCCAUGAGGGGCAGAUCCGCGUCCUGAUGGAUGCCUCUCAGUCUCAGACUCCAGCCAUGGCGGAGUUUGAUGUUAUACAGACCUACAUUGACGGAAAGUUUGAGAAGCUGAAGACAGAGAUAGACAAGAAUAUGGAGGAACAUGUGGCCAGGCUACAAAGCUCAUGCAGUGACAAGCUCAAGACUUGUGAGGACAGCCGUGAUCAAGGUUUGGCCAGUCUGACCAAGCUGGUGGAUGCCAAGGAGGCCGAUCUGAGAAAGGAGAUCCGGGCGCUACGUCUGGACAUGGCUGCUGCAGAUGGACCUAUACGAACUCAACGGCAGACGGAUCCAUCCAAAGCGCAAGAGGAUCGCAGUGACCACAAAGACCUGUGGCGUGAGAUUGACCGUAUUGCAGAGGCUCACCGCGCCCUGAAUGCCCGCUUUGACAACGAGCUGGUGCACCUUUCUGAACCUCAGGGUGACACUGAUUUCAAUCUAAUGAUGGAGGAGCUGGAGGCACGCAUUAAUAUCACAGAGCAAAAUGCAGAGACUCACUGUUUCUACAUUGAAGAGAAGCUGACCCGUACAAUUGAGGACAAGGUGGAAGCACUCCGGCAGCUGCUGGAGGAGCGCCUGAACAACAUGGAGGACCAGUUUACAAACACGCUGUUGGAAAUAAGCAACACCUCCCUCUCUGGGAUGUUUGCUGACUCCGUGGAUGCCCUCCAGACAGAAGUCAACAACAAUAAGUUCCUGCUCCAGGGUUUGGAUGAUAAGGUCAAUGCUGUUGGGGAGUUGUGCUCUGCAGGAUGUUCUGGAACAGGAAUUAGCGUAGCUGCAUUGAGUUCAUUGCCCACAUUUAAAGGUUUUGAAAACAUUUUGAAGGACCUGAGUCGACACAGGAACAACUUGGACAUUCUUAACACAGAUGUCAACUCCAACAAAGACAAGCUUCGGCAACUGGAGGGUCUUGUUGGAAGGGAAUCAGCUGCAAAUGAGAAUCGUGUGAAAACAAUGGAGGACUUCAAGAAGGGACUAAUUAAUCUGCAAGACAAUGUGCUCGGUCUUGCUAGCACUGUUACUGGGUUAAGUGAUUCCUUAAAGCAAUACAACCAGGAUAUGCACAGCAUAAACUCAACAUGUUGCCAUGCAGAGCAGAGCAGCGCUCGAGGUCCAGUGCGGACCAACUGGGCAUCAGUGCCCAGUAGUCAAGCAGACAACACCAGACGUGAGGUGGAGGAGCUGAAGAACAGGCUUGAUUCACUCAGCAGGCAGUUGUCAUCUGAACUGAGCCAAUGUAAACAGAACACACAGGGUGUUUCUGAUGGCAUCUCUGCUGUGGAUGAACGUAUGAACCAACUUGAAAAGGUGUGUGGAAGGUUAGAUGUGGUUUCUGCCAACAUUGGAGAGCUGAAAGAUGGACUGGACAGACACGUUGGUGGUCUGCGGGACUGUGUGUCCAGGAUGAACGCCACCUGCGGAAAUCACAGCGCAGACAUCAUCGCAUUGCAGAAUUCCUUGCAGAGGCUCCAGGCACAGCUGUCUGCGUUGGCCAAACAUGUUUCGAAAGACGUCACUGCCAAAGAGCCAGGAAUGACCUUAAGACCAGAGAGGCCCGUGUCUUUGCCAGAUUCAACUCCAGGCAGAACAAGGAUCCCACAAAUCCACAUCCCUUUCAUCAUCCCACCGCCGCCGUCCAGCCCAAGGCAGCCGAACUAUCCCAGCCAACCACAGCAGCCCAACGUGCACACGAUCAAGAUCAGUCCGCCGAGCCAGCCGACCAGACCCCAGCAGCCAGGCCACGCCACGCUUCCCCGGGUUCCCGUCAGGCCGGUGGUGGAGACGGGCGAGGCCGGACCUCCGGGGUACACCCGCAGGGUGACUGUGCGGAGAGGGUCGGAGGACUCAUCCAGCUCGCCUGUCAAAGGAUUUGCUGGAGCACCAGGAUAUCCACCUCUGCAGCCCGCAUCAUUCAAGCCUCAAUCAAGCAGCCGCCAAGUUCCUGUUGCAGCAAAGGUGCCCUGGAACCCGAUGCAUCACGCUCCUGUUGAAACGCCAGGUCCAGUUUCAGUCGACAACAGCGCCUUCGCAGAUCCUUUCUCCUUCUCUGCUGGCCUCACGCAGCAGCCGCUCUCUGGAGACUUUGGCUUCAUCCGCUUCAACAGAGUUCUAGUCAAUGACGGCGCACACUACAAUCCCCACACAGGGAUCUUCACUGUACCUAUGGAUGGCCGAUACCUGAUUUCCGGACUGCUGACAGCAAAGCAGGGUGACCGUGUAGAGGCCGUCCUGUCUGUGUCUAACCGCAGCGUCCAGAGGCUGCAGAGCUCAGCGGGGCCUGCGGCUGGACACCACGGGGGCUCGGCUGGUGCUAACUGCGGCUGCGGAGGCUCCGUGUCCUUCAGUCAGAUCCUCCCCCUGAGGAAAGGAGACCGCGUGGGGCUGGUGAGGACCGGAGGGCAGCUGGCCACCACCGGGGCCAGGGAGAUCCUCUCCACCUUCAGCGCCAUCUUCCUGUACGCACCACAGGCCGACAGAUAGCCGGAGCUCAGCAAGGACUAGUUGGUUCCCAAAUAGCUGGACUGGAGGAAAUGUUGAAUAGUUUUCACUGAUUUGCUGUGAUGCAGUGCCACUGUGUGAAGAUCCUCACCUAUAAAUUCAGUUAAAAAGUCAUUACAUUGCAUUUGCCAAAUAUACCUGAAUACAAGAAGCAGAAUUUGUUUCUAAUAUAUUUGAUUAUCAAGUUUUUGUACCUAUUGUGAAUGUCUCAUGUAAAUAAGUGUUUAUAAAUUAACAUAAAAAUGCAUAUUAUUUUAACAAAACCCACUCAGAGACUCAUAUGAGCAGAAUAUGAUAUUGUUGGUUAGGCAAUAAACCAUGAUAAAUCAGAGUUUGAGCUCACUUCAUCUUACCGUGUAAUCUGCUCUGCUGGAGGAGAGAAUGAUGAUGUUUAAUAAACAUACGUGAUGUGAUAAAAAAAAAAAAGGUUUAGCAACACAACAAGCUUUUAUUAAUGUUACAAACUUGGCAGGCUUCGGAAAACUGCGCUGAGAAAGAAGGUUAGAGGGCAAAAAAGCCAUUUGGGUCAUUACGUAAAGUGGGUGUGGAUGAAAAACAAAUUUCCCCUCACCUCACUCCUGAGACUUAAAAUAUUCCAACAGCAAACUGUAAGAAGCAGCAGGAGUGUAUUUAGCCUUCAGUCCAGCCUCUGUUAACCUUUAAAAGAAGAGAAAAACACUCAUUUCUAUUCAGUUAAUUCAGCGGACUCUUGUUUGGUUGUUAUUCAAUAAAACAAACAAAUGCGAUACCACUGCAAUAACCUUAUUCAUGUAUCGAUGAUUAAAAAUAAGCAACAGGGUAAAAGUUA